AUGGCCGAUCUUAAUAAGCAGAAAGAAUCACCUCCGUCUGAGCCAGCUGAGAACAUGCCACCAGAGACGGAAGAAGAACGAACGAAGCGACUCCGCAAGGAAGCGAGAAGAAAGCUGCGAGUCACGUGGAAGCCGGAUGACUCUCUGACUGAAGUUCGCUUGUUCACGCAUGAUCCAGACGAGGAACUUGGACCGGGAGAUCAUGCCCAGCGGGAGGCUGGUGAUGUCAAGGGAGAAGGUAGUGUGCUUAAACUUCACAGAGACCUGGACGAGUUCGACGAGGAAGAGGAUGGCGGGGUGCGUGAAGAAAGCUUCCGUGAUUACUAUGAGCCUUCAGAAAUUGAUUUUGCCGACAUCACAUCGGAGGAUCGUUCCCGGAAUAACAUCAAGCGCGCCGGCACUCAGCAGCCGACCAGUGCUGAGAAGGAAGCACAAGAGCACCGCGAAGCCACGACGCUUAUGGUUUUCUAUACCUCCGCUGCGGAUGUGCCACCGUCGCCAAAGGAACCUCCCCCGCCUAGUGAAGAUGAGCCGGCAACCGAAGCCGUUGCUCUUGGAGAACUCCCAGAUCACGUUAAGGUAAGCAUGAUACUUUUUUUUCCCCUUCCCCGUUCGGCUUGUGAAUCCAACCUAACCGUUUUAUGGCAGGCUCGACAGGAGCGAUACUUUUCUGCUGUUAAUCCCCAGCCGACUCCAGCUCAACCUCAACCAAGCGCACAAUCCAACCAGUUUGACAUUUCAAACUUGCUUAAAAUCAUACAGAAUGCGCCUCAGCAGCAGCAGUCAACUCCUCCGCCUCCCCCGCCUCCUCCCGUGACGCAAGCACCAAUGUCGGACCUGGAGCGAACCAUUAGUAUGUUCCGUCAGCAACAGCAGCCACAGCAGCCACAACAGCCACAACCUCAAGCCCAACAGUUCCAGAUGCCUCAGUUCCCUACCGCUCCCCAGGCUCCUACAGCACAGGGCCUCGACUUCCAGAAAAUCCUUGCUGUCCUUAAUGCUCAGAAGCAGAUGCAGCAGCCACCGCCCGUCGUACCCCCUGUUCAACCGUCGCAGCCCGCGAUUGCGCCAAACCUGGCUGCAUUCAUAUCACAGUUUGCUGGGGCUAACCAACAAUCCGGGCCCAGCCCAGCUCAAAUGCCUGGUCAAUUUGAUGACCUAGAGCGCAAACGUAUGCGUGAGGGUCCGGGCUUUGAUGGAUCGGAGGAUGACAGAUAUAGUUAUUUCAAACGUAACAAGCCGAAUGGGCCCAAUAAGAGUCAUCCCAAGGUUGGAUUGGUCCCUUGUCGUUACUGGCCCGAAGGGAAAUGCAGAAAAGGCAACGACUGCACCUUCCGUCAUGAUCCACUUAACUAA
Molecule: messenger RNA, 1356 nt
Organism: Aspergillus oryzae RIB40
Lineage: Eukaryota; Fungi; Ascomycota; Eurotiomycetes; Eurotiales; Aspergillaceae
Product: zinc finger CCCH domain-containing protein
Exons: 3
Coding region: 1-1356 (451 amino acids)
Molecular function (GO): metal ion binding
Source: RefSeq, a predicted model, not a curated record